Penicillium angulare is the source of this 1686-nucleotide messenger RNA. RefSeq lists its product as uncharacterized. The transcript has a single exon. Lineage: Eukaryota; Fungi; Ascomycota; Eurotiomycetes; Eurotiales; Aspergillaceae. The record is from RefSeq and is a predicted model, not a curated record. Bases 1 to 1686 code for a protein of 561 amino acids.
AUGCCGAUUCCCACACGCUCGGCCUCCCUGCGCGAGCCUCGAAAGGUUGGUUCCCAGGGGACAUACCACAGCAUUCCAGAUACUGUAGCUAACCUGCUCCAGCCCUCCAGCAUUGCUCGCCCCGCGUCCUCUGGAUUGAAGGCACCUACCCGUCCAACGACCGCAACCACCUCCACAUCAACAUCAACCGAUGGCAGUUCCAGCUCCACCAAAGAACCUAAUGUAUCCAAUCGUGGUCGUACCCUUCUCCCCCAGCGCAGCAACACCGGUCAAGACGAUGUGAGCGGUGCACAGCCUCGAUUCCCGCCCGGCGAGAGCAGGCUACUGCCUCGAGGGGAGACCUCACCCAGGAGGCAGCAGCAGGCUAGCUCAGAGGGACAAGGACAAAGCCAAGCCCCCUCGUCUAAACCCCCAGCUACAGCUACAACCACAACCACAACUGCCGCGACAGCCAACACCGCUGCUACCGGUGCGCCUACCCGUCGCCAAAGUCUGAUGCGCCCAGGAACAUUGAAGAUAUCGUCAACUCGCAGCAAUGUUUCAGCACAAGUACCAUCCAAAGCUUCAGCGUCUACGCCAACCUUCAGACCGCCAUCCCCACGCAAACCCCCGAUGCGCUCGCCGCAGUCCUCCGCCCCGAGACCCCCGUCUCCCAAAAAGACCGAGAUGCCUCCCCCGCCUCGUCCAGCCCGAUCCGCCUCCCUAAGACAACCAGCGAAUACAGGAGCCCCCGUCUCCUCUGCAGCGCGAGGUCAUGCCCGUCAUCGCAGUCAAAUGGUAGCAUCGAGUACCAAGCCGAUCCAAUCCGAAGCGGCACACAAACCGCAACCGCGGGCUGGCUUUUCCACAUACCAGCAACACUAUUCUCCAAAGAAACCUACCACUAAGCCUCCCACGCCCACACCAGGGGAUACAUCUAGCUCAGCGGGUCUUCUCAUUCCUACAUCAUGGCCCGAUAUCUCAGCUUUGCAAACCGAGUUACUCCAACUUAGUCUUUUCCAUUCUAGUUCACUCGAUAGACACGCUGAAUGGAAAUCGGAGUCUGAAUCACAGCUUCGGAAGAAAUAUGAUGCUGUUGCAAGUCAAUAUAGUUCUACUCUGGGCGAUGAAAAGAUGCGCCAGCAGCAUAUGAAUGUGCAAGCAUUGAAUCAGUGGGCAGAAUUCUCUCGUGAACACAAUGGACCGCACGGACUCUCAGAUCAAGUCCAGAGCUUAUCGCAAAUUCUACAAGAAGUUUCAGACCUGCUAAGUGGUGAAAUGGGAGGAAAGUAUGCACAUGCCGUCGGGGUAUUUGAGAACUGGUUCCACCAGGCAGAAGAUAUCCGAUACCGGAGUGAGACAAGUAGGGUUCUCGACAGGAUUGAAUUUAUCGAUCCCCUAGAUCAGAGCUGGAAGGAGGAGGUCCAAGGCUUGCAGGCCAAGCUGGAUCUGUGCUCUCGACGAUUAGAGGCUCUAGAUCUCGUGGGGCUUGGUGAGAGUGAGCAAUUGGGACGGUCGGCUUUUAGCCGUGUGGUUCGGGGGUUGACAGAGUCACUGCAACUGAUGACCCAGGAACUUCGUGCAAUGCGUACGGCCGAGUUGGAAAUGAUCAGUUCGGAAAGAGAAACUGUUUCUCGAAUGGCGACUCAAAUGACGAGUUUUCCUUUGGAGAAAAGCUCCGGUCGCGUGGGGAUUUGGAAGACAUGA